CCUCACAAACUGACAUUCAAUUCACUCUUGAUUGGCAUACUUUUGCUGGCAUCGCAUUCAACUGGACAGUCCUGCUGCUGCGUGCACUGCUAUCUUGCCACUCGGGACAUUGGCGAGGAUCGUCAGUGAUCGACGCAUGCUCUUUGUGAUCUCGAGUCGGAUUGCUUGGACGCUUUUCAGGGUAGAGAGCGAGCGGCACAUUAUUUUAAGGACAUCACAUCCGUCGAAUCACCAAAAUCACUUGACCAGUUGAGGAGAGAGAAAGAUUGUACACAAGGCGUGCUGGAUCUGUCCUGUGUUGUCCUCCUAUCGGACUUGCUUCGACGUAACCCUGCUCGUUCAGUUGAGCGACGAGUCUGCACGAUACCGAUCCAUCCCCAUCAACGCAUACGAUAAUAAGCAGGCCCGCGACUCAGACACGGUCUCGGUCUCGGACCUGUUUGACACCAUCUCUAGCCGCCCAUCCAAUCGACCACUCUCUUCACACCAUGCACGGAGAUCCUUCACCUUCGUCGUCCACGGCUUCGUCGUCCUCGUCCCUCCUCCGACCGCGCAAUAUCAAUCGGCCGGGCACCUGGUUUAAACCCAAAGUGGGGCAUACAAAACUGGCCACUACUGCUGAAGAUUUCGUGAUGAUCUCGCCUAUCAAAGCUCAUCAGGCCAUGCCUCCAACACCUGCACGACUUCAAGGCGACACGAGCUCUUCAUCUCCAGAGGAUAGCCCAACGCCGGCGUGUGGAGUCGCGAGUGCUACUGCGAGAUUGAAACUAGUGGAUGAUGACAGUCCAUCAAGACGGAUUCAGCAUGAGCAAGGCGUCUUCUUAUCGACAGGUCUAAAAGGGCGAGAAUCGCCCACUAGUCCACUCAAAUACUCGACUCUCUUUCCAAAUCCACAGGACGAAGAUUCGCCUCAACUCCCUCCAACCCCUCUCAUGUCCAACGCUCCCCUUCCACAACCGCUCUUUCCUCCACUUCGCACCUCUCAAUCACAAGACUGCGACGCGACAAAAUCGGGAUCCGAUGCCAAGGCGAGCUCGCAUCGAGCUCGCUCAUCGACUGACGCUCAACGGCCAUUGUUGGGACAGAAAAAGGCCAUCUCACUUGACGCGCUUCACAAGACAGCGGAAGAUAAGAAUGAACCUUUCGGACAUCACCCUCAACCGUCUUUCCUUGGCAAAAAGUCUCGGCCUCCAUCAGCCGGGUCGACAUCGGUUCAUCGUGCACACAAGCGACACAACUCCGGAGAUCACCAUGGUCUUGGAUCCAUCUCUCGUUCCACUGGACAGAAGUCGGGAUUAGCCUUGACUUUGACGCCUGCAAACUCGACUGAAUUUGCAUCCAGCUCUUCUCUCUCCUCCACCUCUUCGUUCUCUCCUGCCGAGCCGCCAAUCUUUGAAGAUGUCAAGCCUCUCGCAGAGGCUUUUGAGAACAGUGCUGGGACGUUGUUGCGGAAAUUCAAGCCUAGAGACUCCGGGGUGGCUAUGGACGAUCCCUCACCAUUACUACGAGUGGCGCCACCUGCCAAACCUCCACCGCUCACUCGACCCAAACGACCUGCUAUGCUCAAGCGGACUUCCUCUAUGGGGGAUGAGCGAGUCUCGUGUCAGACGCCCAGUAUCACUGGGCCGAGUAUGGCCUCUGGAUGGCCCACACCGAACGCUUUUGGUUUCCUCGGAGAGACCGCCAAAAACCUGUCGUUCAAGGGAGAUCAAAAGCCAUCCAUGCCGGAUACCCCUGUCAAGAGGAAUGCUUACGGUCAUAUGAGGACCGGAUCAAGAGGAAGCUCCUUGGGUGGUCUGCCGAUCGCCAAGGCCUCUUCCCAGCCGACCAUUGAGAUCACCACGGAUAUGACAGGGACCUCUGUCGACACCAAGCCUUUGCUUAAAACUCCGGUGCCGGCAGUGACGCUUACUAUCACUUCCUCUCCGGAGACACCAAUGGAGGUUGAUGUUUCGAGUCCGACUGUCCGUCUUGGCCCGCAAGGCCUUCCUCCCCAUGCCAGUCAUGAUCCUUCACCUUCGAAAGUCGCUGGUCGAAUGGAUCUCUUGCGGGUCCAUGCCGGUGGCAGCAGUAGUGACUGCAGCGAAGAUGAGGGGACGCCAACCAAAGGCGGGGCUUCAGAACGACCCCGCAAUCUUGGUGUCACACCUGGGCCGUCGCCCUCCCCGACCCCGUCUAAACCUCCGGCUGGUAUCAUGCCUCGGAUGUCGCUCCCAGCGUUUGCUGCGCCGAAGCAACACAAGACACUGCAUCAUCGUCAAUCUCAUCCCGCUCCAAACAUCCAGGUUGAGGAGGAUCUCUUUGAGGCUCGUUUCAUUACCCUCGAUACGCUUGGCAAAGGUGCUUUCAGCACCGUCCUAAAGGUACAGGAACGCAUUGGCGACGGUCUGUACGCGGUGAAAAAGGCGCGAGGGGUCUUUGACGGUGUCAAGGAUCGUCUGAGGCAUCUCGAGGAAGUCGACAUCUUGCGCCACUUGUCGAAGAGUCCCUGUCCUCAUGUCAUCAAAUUCGAGGACGCUUGGGAGCAAAAUCGUCAAUUGUUCAUUCAGACCGAGCUUUGCCUCGGAUCCCUGGCCUUUUUCCUCGAAGAAUAUGGUCGAGUUGUUGAGAGGCUGGACGAAGGUCGUGUAUGGAAGAUCGUUCGAGAGCUCAGUGACGGCAUCAAUCACAUCCAUUCUUCCGGUGUCAUUCACUUUGAUAUCAAGCCGGCAAAUAUACUCAUCUCGUCUACUGGUUCGCUAAAAAUUGGCGACUUCGGACUCGCUACUCGAUGGCCUCGUAUCUCGGCCGAUGAGAUCCUUAAAGGAUCUGGUCUGGGAGGCACUGCAGCUGCAUUCGGACCGAAGAAUCAAGAAAAGCUAGAGCGGGAAGGAGAUCGUGUUUACAUGCCUCCAGAAAUGCUUCGGGGUGUAUUUGUCCAAGAAGCCGAUAUUUUCAGCUUUGGUUUGGUCAUCUUGGAAGUCUCAACCAACAUCUGCGUGCCGGAUGGUGGUGCAGCAUGGCAAGCAUUGAGGACCAACGACUUCACAGUCGUCGAUCUGUCACCGCUCUCACCCGCCCUUACCGAUCUCAUCGUAUCGUGUAUGCAGGCCGAACCGAAAGCUCGACCUCUAAUCAGCCAAAUUGUCAGUCACCCCAUUGUUCAGCGCGCUCGGACCGGUAAAGACGCUUUGGCCCCGGAGGAUCCAAGAUGGUUGGUCGAUAUUCUUAGUGGUGGAAGCAGCCUCGGCUUUGCACCUCGUCCGAUGGCAUCGACUCCAAUAGAUGGCGAUGUGGAUAUGAUCGAUUAAAGGGCAUUAUCCUAUCUCCUUCUGUCCCCCAAUCAUCCUUGCCAAACGGCAAACUUCCCUGUUCAUCACGAUCUUGAUCUCAUGACUGUUAUGCCUGGUUCACAUAUCUCUCUCUGUGCCAUCAAAAAAGGGACCGCAUUCCCGUCCCCCCUCUCUAUCUUCUUCUUCCGGAAUACGCAUUGCUAUAUUUAACGACAUCUCAAUCACUCUCUGAGGAGGGCUGCCUGGAAUACGACACGACUCUUCGCUAGAUGCGAGUGAGACUUGUAGAAACUGUUUGUAUAUAACUAUGUUUUUGAAAAUAUCUUGCAAAUCGCAACGAGACGGGAUGACAUGCAACGAUACGAUGCAAUA
Messenger RNA from Kockovaella imperatae, 3644 nucleotides. Its product is annotated as kinase-like domain-containing protein. The transcript is spliced from 3 exons. Bases 489 to 3290 code for a protein of 933 amino acids. Gene Ontology annotation, molecular function: protein kinase activity; ATP binding. NCBI's taxonomy places the organism in Eukaryota, Fungi, Basidiomycota, Tremellomycetes, Tremellales, Cuniculitremaceae. The record is from RefSeq and is a predicted model, not a curated record. Gene Ontology annotation, biological process: protein phosphorylation.